ACCACAGUCUGUGGUACGGUCUUCUUGUCAGUAUUCAGGGGAGGGCCCUACGUGCGUCGGGCCGUCUGGGUGGGACAGAGAGAGAGUCCUAGGCAGCAGCACGCAAAUCAUCGCGUCGGGAAACAGUACCGAGUGUGCGGGGCAGCACAAGCCUGCAUCCGAGUGACAGACACGCGCCACUGCUUGGGCACCCCGGCGACAUACAGCGAAAGUUGCACAGCGGGUGUUGAUUUCCCACCCCAUGAGCAAGGGGCUAACAGGUGCAGGCUGCGACGUGGAGCACCGCCACCACCAGGACGAGCGAGGGAGUGCAGCAGCGCCGCUACCGCUAAAGCUAACGCUAACGCUAACGCUCCGGCUAAGGCAGAGGCAGAGGCAGCCGCCAUGGCCUCGUCCCACAUCGCCGAGUACUAUGCGGGGAAGAGUGUGCUGAUCACGGGGGCCACAGGUUUCAUGGGCAAGGUGCUGGUGGAGAAGAUGCUGCGCUCGUGCCCGCGCGUCAGCGCCCUCUACCUGCUGGUGCGGCCCAAGGCAGGCCAGUCCAUGCAGGAGCGCGUCGCCGCCAUGAUGGAGUGCAAGCUGUUUGACCGCGUGCGCGAGGACAACCCGGACUUCCACAGCAAGAUCGUCCCCGUGAGCAGCGAGCUGACGCAGCCAGGCCUGGGCAUCGGCGCCGCCGACGUGGAGCGGCUCACCGCCUGCAUCAACAUCGUCUUCCAUUGCGCCGCCACCAUCCGCUUCGACGAGCCGCUCAAGCACGCCCUGCAGCUGAAUGUGAUUGCCACGCAGCAGCUCCUGAGCCUGGCCCAGCAGAUGCACCACCUCGAGGCCUUCAUCCACAUCUCCACCGCCUAUGCAAACUGCAACCGCCGCCACAUCGACGAGAUCAUCUACCCGCCACCCGUCGAGCCCAAGAAGCUCAUUGACUCCCUCGAGUGGAUGGACGACAGCAUUGUGCGCGACAUCACGCCGCGUCUCAUCGGCGACCGUCCCAACACCUACACCUACACCAAAGCCCUGGCCGAGUGCGUGGUGCAGCAGGAAAGGGGCAAGAUCAACGUGGCCAUCAUCCGGCCCUCCAUUGUGGGCGCCAGCUGGCAGGAGCCCUUCCCGGGCUGGAUCGACAACUUCAACGGGCCCAGCGGCAUCUUCAUCGCGGCAGGAAAGGGCAUCCUCCGGACCAUGAGGGCCAACAACGACGCAGUGGCUGACCUCAUUCCUGUGGAUGUGGUCAUCAAUCUCACGCUCGCUGCCGGAUGGUACACAGCCGUGCAAAAACCCAAAUCCGCCCUGGUGUACAACUGCACGACGGGAGGCAUCAACCCCUUCCACUGGGGAGAGAUCGAGCACCACGUGAUGUCCACCUUCAAGAGGAACCCCCUGGAGCAGGCCUUUAGACGGCCCAACGCCAACAUCACCUCCAACUACCUGAUUAACCAGUACUGGAUCCUGGUCAGCCACAAGUUCCCCGCCCUGCUCUACGACCUCUUCCUCCGCCUGUCGGGUCAGAAGCCUCAGAUGAUGCGGAUCUUCAACCGGUUGCACAAGGCCAUCGGCCUGCUGGAGUACUUCAGCAGCCAGGACUGGGAGUGGAACUCUGAGAACUUGAACAUGCUGAUGAGCCAACUCAGCCCAGGCGACCGGAAGACCUUUAACUUUGAUGUGCGCCAGCUCAACUGGCCUGAGUACAUUGAGAACUACUGCAUUGGCACAAAGAAGUACGUCCUGAAUGAAGACAUGUCGGAGAUCCCUGCCGCACGGCAGCACCUGAGAAAGCUGAGGAACAUCCGCUACACCUUCAACACCGUCCUGCUGGUCUUCAUCUGGCGCGUCUUCAUCGCCCGCUCCCAGAUGGCACGCAACAUCUGGUACUUUGUGGUCAGCCUCUGCUUCAAGUUCCUCUCCUACUUCCGAGCGUCCAGCACGCUCUCCAAAUAACAGCGCAGCCCAAACCUCCAGCACUGCCCCCUGCACAGGGGAUUGUGGGUGCUUCCAGUCAAACUGGGUUUGGUGGAGGACUCUGAAGAAGGGAUUUUUUUUGUCAUCUUUUUUGUCAUCUGCACUUGCGCCGUCCCGCCUCUGAAGUCUUUCUUAAUGAUUCUGCUUAUUUUGUCCCAGCACCUAAAUGUUCUUAAGUCUCAAUCAUUUAAAAAUCAGGAGAUAGUCGUCCUGAAAUUUUAGACCCUCUUUUGUAUUGUCAGCUUUUCCUUACAUUGACAGAUUAUAUAAUUAUAUAUAUGCAACGAGUAACCCCAGUUGUUUGAUAUCAUCCUGUCAUUGUAAUGAAUCCACAUUCAAUGCCUUGCCACUUUGGACACAUUUUUGAAGACUACUUGAAUAAUGACAGUGUUGUUCUGCCGAAGGAUGUUUUGUUUAACCUGAAUCUUGAAACAAAAAGAUGUAAAAGAAACAUUUUAUUGUACUGUACACAGUGUCCUUCUCAGCCUUGUAGGAUAUUGACCUUUGACCUCCCCACGUAUACAUAUAUAUAUAUAUAUAUAAAGAUUGCAGGCCCUUUUUAGGGGCUGCGGUGUACUCCAAGGACAGACAGAACAUUGCAUUCAGUUUCAAUGUUAAAAAAAAAGUGAGAUUAAAAAAAAAAACAGACACUUCUUGAUCAUUGGAGGUGUCCUUAGUAAAACUAAAAGAUGUAUUGUUGGAGUUGUCGCGUUUGUUAAUGUCUUAGUGUUGUCGUAACAAACCACUAUCACUCUUGAUAUCAGUAUGUUUAACAAACACUUGUGGACUUGUUUUAUCGUUUCCACCUUUUGCCUGUUUGUACAGCAGUUUGUACUGAAACUAAGUUUACUACUUUUACAUCUUUCUAAAUGAUGAUCACGUCAAACUAAGGCUCGUCAUGGUAAUAGUUGCCGAUGGAAGUGUAUAAUAUAUAAAUAAAUCUACGGAAUUUGAGAGGUCUGUAAAUAUUGAAAGUUAUAUAUUAUUGUUGUAAUUACAAUAUUACCAAAAAAGAGUUGGGGUGUACAUGGCGGCCUCAUUUUAUGUCAGAAAGCUUCCUUUCUUUUUUGUCUGUUUGUUAAACAAACACAACACAAAUAAUCCAUAAUGUGUCUGAAUGUGGACUGAUAUAUUUGUUUAUUUGGGGGGAUGCUUAAUGAGAAGCAGGGUACCGUAAAUUGUAUUGAUCCAUAUUCCGAGAGCCCCCGACACUCAACCUCCCAACACGGUCGUUCAACAUCCAUCUUUGCCCCGUGUGGGGUGAACCCAGUUUCAAGGCCAGAAGAAGCUCCACCCGAAAUGCCUCCUUGGUAUUCAAUGGUAACAGCUCUACUUGAUAGUAGAGUUGGGUUUGUUUCUAUGUGUGUCUGUGGUUUGUUGAUGACACAGUUAGUUGUUCACUGUUUUUUUUUUUUUUUUUUUUUUAAAUCAUCCAAACUACAUCAUUGACAGUGCAUGAAAGGACACCACAUGAGGUCUGGGCCUGAUAUUUGUACUGUGUAGAGUUGGGGAACACUCAUCUUUUUACGACGGAUUUGUUGCAUUCAUUUCAUUAUUAUUAUUAUUUUUUUUUUUUAAAGACAUCGGUUUUAAGUGUUUAUUCACUGUCUUCGGUUCCCUCUUUGAAGAUGCUUCAUUGAAGUCUGCUUGGAAAAUCGCUAAUAAACUAAAAGAAGUCAAAA
This is a messenger RNA of Clupea harengus (Atlantic herring), 3641 nucleotides long. RefSeq names its product fatty acyl-CoA reductase 1. Lineage: Eukaryota; Metazoa; Chordata; Actinopteri; Clupeiformes; Clupeidae. Gene Ontology annotation, cellular component: peroxisome. Gene Ontology annotation, molecular function: alcohol-forming very long-chain fatty acyl-CoA reductase (NADP+) activity. The record is from RefSeq and is a predicted model, not a curated record. Gene Ontology annotation, biological process: long-chain fatty-acyl-CoA metabolic process.